Molecule: messenger RNA, 2767 nt
Organism: Diceros bicornis minor
Lineage: Eukaryota; Metazoa; Chordata; Mammalia; Perissodactyla; Rhinocerotidae
Gene: STOML1
Product: stomatin like 1
Exons: 6
Coding region: 1114-2049 (311 amino acids)
Cellular component (GO): plasma membrane
Source: RefSeq, a predicted model, not a curated record
CCUCCUGCCUCUGCCACGGCCUCAUCAGUUUCCUGGGGUUCUUGCUGCUACUGAUCACCUUCCCCAUUUCCGGCUGGUUUGCCCUGAAGGUAAGGCUGACUGGGUCAGCUCCCAGGGUGGUUGGGCCACACUGAGAGCUUUGGCAUUGAUGGAUGAAUUCUCUGUCCUCUGCUCCCUUCCCCUAAAUAUUAUAUGAUAACACUUCUGUGAAAUGGGCUGAGCAAGGAUUGUUCAUUUUCAUCUUUCAGAUCAGGAAACUGGGCUCAGACUUGUCCAAAGUCAUCCUGGGAGCCAGUAAGUGAUAGAAACAAGCCUUCCCAAACUCCCAGUCCUGGCGUCAGGACACUGGCUUAGGGUGGCACAGAUAUCUCUGCCAAAUCUUCCUCCUGUUGGGUUAGGCUAAAUUAGAAAUGAAAAACACUCAACUUGGCCCAGCAGUCAAUGAGUAGUAAUAGGAAUUCAGGCCUCGUUUUCAACGAGGGUUGGUAUAGAUGGGAAGAGGAUGCACUAGAGUUGAGGCUCACACCUGAAAGCUGCAGUGAAGGUGGAAGCCCAGGCAGGCCGUGUCCUUCGUGUGGCCCUAGGCCACAGCCAACUUCUCUAGAAAGCCUUUGGGUUUGGUGUGGUCUGAAAGGGAGUCCUUAGAAGAUCCUAAAAUCCUAGUCCUAAAACUGCCUCUGAAACAAAUACUGUGUGACCUUGGGCAAGUCACUUUGCCUCUCUGGUCCUUCAUUUCUCAAUUUGGACAUAUUUUCUUCUUUGAGGACUCCAGGGACCUGAAGUUGGCAAAGCCCUUUGCUUGGAGGUGCUGUUAGAGCAGCCCCACCCUUUCUCCUAACUAAUUCAAGGGCAGACAGUUUCCUGGUUUGACUCAUGUCUAGCUGCAGACCACGGAAGUGAAAAGUGUCUGUGAGGAUCAAGUCAAUACAGUGUGGUAGUUGAGAGCAUGGCCCCUGGAGUCGUUCAGAACUGCAUGCAAGUCUUGCCAGUUUCACUUAGGGGCUGUGUGGUUUUUGAGCAAGUCACCGAACCUCUCAGAGCCUUGGUUGUCUCAUCUGAAAACAGAGCUAAGGAUACCUGACACUGACCCAGAUCGUGCCCACCUAUGAGCGGAUGAUUGUGUUUCGCCUGGGCCGGAUCCGCACCCCUCAAGGGCCUGGCAUGGUUCUGCUCCUGCCCUUCAUUGACUCCUUUCAGAGGGUGGAUCUGAGGACGCGAGCCUUCAGUGUCCCUCCCUGCAAGCUGGCCUCUAAGGAUGGGGCUGUGUUGUCCGUGGGGGCCGACGUCCAGUUCCGCAUCUGGGACCCAGUGCUGUCGGUGAUGACUGUGAAGGACCUGAACACGGCCACGCGCAUGACAGCCCAGAAUGCCAUGACCAAGGCCCUGCUCAAGAGGCCUCUGCGGGAGAUCCAGAUGGAGAGGCUCAAGAUCAGCGACCAGCUGCUGCUGGAGAUCAACGAUGUGACCAGGGCCUGGGGGCUGGAGGUGGACCGUGUGGAGCUGGCGGUGGAGGCCGUGCUCCAGCCACCCCAGGACAGCCCGGCUGGGCCCAGCCUGGACAGCACCCUCCAGCAGCUGGCCCUCCACUUCCUGGGAGGAGGCAUGUCCUCGGUGGCAGGAGGUGCCCUGCCCCCGGGGCCAGCAGACACCUUGGAGAUGGUGAGCGAAGUUGAGCCGCCUGCCCCUCACGUUGGUGCUGGGCCCACCCCGAAGCAGCCUGUGGCUGAGGGGCUGCUGGCAGCCCUGCAGCCCUUCCUGUCUGAGGCCCUGGUCAACCAAGUCAGGGCCUGCUACCAGUUCAAUGUCACCCUGCCUGGUGGCACCCAGAGCACCUACUUCCUGGACCUUGCUACAGGGCAAGGGAGGGUGGGACACGGGGUGCCUGACGGCAUUCCUGAUGUGGUGGUGGAGAUGGCCGAGGUGGACCUGCGGGCCUUGUUGUGCAGAGAGCUGCGACCCCUGGGGGCUUACAUGAGCGGGCGGCUGAAGGUGAAGGGUGACCUGGCCGUGGCCAUGAAGCUGGAGGCUGUCCUCAGGGCCUUGAAGUAGCAGCCUUGGCUGACCAUCCAUAGCCCAGCCCCGAGCCUGACACCAAGUCAGGAGGAUGUCUUGGAAGAGGAGUCAUUGGCACUGCACCUCAGAGUAUUGAGGCCCUGAGAAGUUUCAGGCCCAGCCAGGAGCCAAUAAAUGGAGGCUGAGAGACACCGGAGCUGGGAGAGGCUGCGUCAGGCUGCCCUGUCCUCACCCACAGUGUUCCCUGGAUAAGCCUUUGCCCAUCCCGGGCCCCGGCCGAGCGCCCAGCCCUGAGCUGGGUACACGGCGCGAUGACAGGAGCCAGGCCUGUUCCGCUCUGCUGGCUACCUGACUACAGAGGCAGGGCCCACAGAAACAGCCUGAUGGCAGCUGGUUUGGUCCCAGUGUGAGGGGGCAAAGCAUGUGGCUCAGGCUCCAAGCUCCAGAGGGGGCGUCAGAGAGGCUGGGAGAGGGAGAGGGAAGGCGGCCACCAAGAAGAGCGGGUUCUGGAGAUCAGGCUGGGCCUGCCUUCCUGAUCGCAGCUGAGGUCCGGCUAGUGGGGGGUGGGAGUGGGAAAGUAUGGGGCCUGCUCCUCCCCCGGCCCUGCUCCUGAAGGCGUCUUGACUCAUCUGCCAGCUCUGUCUUGCAUGCCUGGCGGGCUGGGGCCCAGGGCAGCAUGAAGGAGGGCCCUGCUGUUCCUAUGCUUCUUACCAGAGGUUUGAAAACCUCAAAUAAAUGUGGUGUUUACAAUGUA